Molecule: messenger RNA, 5490 nt
Organism: Amphiprion ocellaris (clown anemonefish)
Lineage: Eukaryota; Metazoa; Chordata; Actinopteri; Pomacentridae
Product: E3 ubiquitin-protein ligase pellino homolog 2
Exons: 7
Coding region: 353-1639 (428 amino acids)
Biological process (GO): regulation of Toll signaling pathway; protein polyubiquitination
Molecular function (GO): ubiquitin protein ligase activity; protein binding
Source: RefSeq, a predicted model, not a curated record
ACUCCCUGCCGUUAGCCGUUGUUGUACCCGAUGCUACAGAACAGAUUUGUCGCGAUACAAACUAGCUCCACACGGGCAUUAAAGCCGCGAAAAGAUGCUCCUCCACGGGAUUAAAACACCGAAACACACGGCAAGAAGUCUGGAGAAACUUUACACGACUGUGGCCAAACUUUGAUAGACUACAAACCUCCGCACCACUUCCCUUUACAGUUCCGAGCGUGUUAGCAUUGUUUUAUCUCACCACUGUUGGCAUUGGACGCGUCUCUCUCUCUGUCUCUCUCUUCUCUAUCUUUUUUUUUUUUUUUUUUUAAUUUUUAAUUUUUUUCCUCUUCUUCUGGAGCAGUCCAGUCUGAUGAAUUCACCGAAAAAAGACGGAGAUGAUGAUGUGCCCGUUAAAGACCCGGUAAAAUACGGCGAAUUGGUCAUUUUGGGGUACAAUGGCUCUCUUCCAAGCGGAGACCGUGGGCGCAGAAAGAGCCGCUUCGCUCUGUACCGAAGGGCCAAGGCUAACGGUGUCAAACCCAGCGCCGUGCACAUCCUCAACACGCCACAGGACAGCAAGGCGGUGCACAGCAGGGGGCAGCACAGUAUCUCUUUCACACUGUCCCGUAACCAGACGGUGGUGGUGGAGUACUGCCAUGACAACAACACGGACAUGUUCCAGAUUGGACGCUCCACAGAAAGUCCCAUUGACUUCGUGGUGACUGACACCUCUGGAGGGGGAAAGGAAGCGGAGGACCCCUCCAUCGCCCCCAGCACCAUCUCCCGUUUCGCCUGCAGAGUGGUGUGUGAACGCAACCCUCCUUACACUGCUCGCAUCUACGCCGCAGGCUUCGACUCCUCCAAAAAUAUCUUUCUAGGGGAGAAGGCAACCAAAUGGAAAAAUCCUGACGGGCACAUGGAUGGUUUGACCACCAAUGGGGUUCUAGUGAUGCACCCUGAGGGAUUCCCAGAGGACCCUAAGCAGGGUCUGUGGAGAGAGAUCUCUGUCUGUGGAGAUGUUUAUGCUCUGAGGGAAACCCGUUCUGGACCCAGCCGGGGCAAACUGGCGGAGGGAGAGAGCAGCGCACUACGAGACGGUUCUCUGGUUGAUCUGUGUGGUGCCACCCUGUUGUGGCGAACAGGUGAGGGGCUCAUGCGAGCUCCAACCCUGCGUCACCUGGAGGCUCUUCGUCAGGAGCUUAACGCGUCCCGGCCUCAGUGUCCUGUAGGCCUCAGCACACUGGCCUUCCCCAGCCUGCCACGGAGCCACAGCCUUGAAGAGCGUCAGCCCUGGGUCUACCUCGCCUGCGGCCACGUCCACGGACGCCACGACUGGGGCCAGAGAUCAGAGGGAGAGGAGGAUCCAGGAGAGGGCGAGAGCUCCACAGUCCGUCGUGAAUGUCCCCUUUGCAGGAGCGUGGGCCCCUAUGUGCCCCUGUGGCUGGGUUGUGAGCCUGCAGUGUACGUGGACGCCGGAGCUCCCACUCACGGUUUUGUGCCAUGUGGCCACGUCUGCUCAGAGAGGACAGCCAGGUACUGGGCUGAGACUCCACUGCCCCACGGGACCCACGCCUUCAGACCCGUCUGCCCCUUCUGCUCCACUGCCCUCAGCUCCCCUGGCUGGACGAGGCUCAUCUUCCAGGGUCCCAUUGACUAGUCAGCACUUCUAGGCAACCACUAUCACAAUACCAAGAAGCUGCCUGAGCUUCAUUCAUGUUGCAAACGUUGGUCAGCGUGGAAAGGUAACAAUGUGGAGUGCUUAGAUUAUGAUUAGAUUAUGGUUGUUGCACUCUCAUGGUCUGAGUGUAUAACAACCCUCUGCAACGUUGUGUUACUGAAUGUAGCUCAGAUGAAGAAUCCUUGCCCUUGUUUAUCCUUCAGAGCUUGUUAGUUGGUGUAAGAUCAGGAGGAUAGGUGACAAAAACAUGGCAGAAUAAUCAGCGCUGUCACGUGGAGAGUAUUUCCUCUAAAUUCUAAGGGAUGUCCAGUCCUCUGUCAUGCAGGAGUUUCAAGUUUUUAAUUCCAGCCACCACGAUGCCAGCUGAAGACAUAGUUCUCAGAAAUAUUUACCCAGGAGCCUAAACGAUGCUGCUUAACCCUUUUCAGAACACAUAUUUUCAAAUGACACAUUCUCAUAAUAACUAUCUACUCUAUCAGGCUUAAACCUUUCUCUCAGUAUUAGACAUCUUGCACAGUAUAAAAUGGCAAGUAGCUUUUUGCACAUAUGAGGUGCGAUCAAAGCGUUUAAAGUCUGUGCCAGAAAAAAAGAUUCAAGAAAUUAAAAACCAUACCUGGUUUAAAUUUGUCCAGCAUUUCAUUCACAGUAGACUUCUUGUGCAGCGAUACACUGCUCCCAGUGUUCCUCCAACAUUUGUGAAACUCCAUUAAAGGCACAUUCUGUAAGCAAGUCGAGCACUGCCUGUGUCUCAAUGGAAUCACAAAGUAGAUCUGGUUAGGGAAUGACUGUGUUGUUUUAAGUGUAUAAUUAUCGCGUUGUGAUGCAGUGCAGCUGAAAUCAUCUGCAUGCCAUCGCACCACCGCUUAGAUCGUUUGACCCAAAUAUUUUCCCUCUGAACUUUACAGUACAUCUCUGCCUUAACAUCCUGACAAAUUCAUGAUGCACAGUUCUGUGAAUGCUUCCUCAAAGGGCAUUGUAGGAUGUAGUGGGAUUCUCUCCAUAGUAUAUCGUAAUAAGGUGUUGACUAGAGAUGUCCGAUAUUGGUUUUUUUGCUAGUAACCGAUAUGCAGAUAUUGUCCAACUCCCAAUUUCCGAUUCUGAAAUCAACCGACACUGAUAUACGUGGGCUAUUUAACUAAUUCUGGGUAACAUCACAUAUCUCCUGUUGUGGAAUUAACACAUCAUGCCUAAUUUUAUUGUGAUGCCCUGUUGGAUGCAUUCUCAAAUGCAACAAGGCUUUCCAAAUGUAAACAUUGUCUGUGCAAAAUAAGAAAACUACUUCAACGUAAGUUAUGGAAAAAAAAAUUGUUUUUUUUAAUUGUCUGUAACAACAAUUCACACUCUCCCUCUCUCCCUCCCUCUAUGAGUCUAUUUCAAUGUGGCAACUAUACUGUACAAAUUUGGUAAAUGCCGGCAAAAUCCAGGCAUUAUUCUAUCGGUUUUCAUGAUAGGCAAAAAAAACCUGACAACGAUAUUGACCAAUAUUACAUUUUUAUGCCAAUAUCGGGCCAAAAAUAUCGGUGGGCCGAGAUUAUCAGACGUUUCUAGUGUUGACCUUAUUAUGUGAUGCGACCCUGAGAUGACUAAUGUUGUGAAUUUGCAGACGUGCUAUUGGUGCUCUUGACCUGAUGUUCCUUCUCUGGUCUCGGAGACUGCAGCUCUUCUGCUGCUAAAACCACCAUUUCUUCUCUUAGUGAUAGCCACAGACCCACUUGUGGUCGUCACGAUGAUCCUCCACAUGAAGGUUGGAUCAUCCGACUGCUGACUGACACAGAAUGUGAUGGUUGCACACUGCUCCUAUUUGAGCUCCAGGGAGAAAAUGUGCACCUUCACGUGAUCACAAAAACACCCGUAACACUGGUUCUGAUGUUAAUAAUACGGUUUCACUCUGCAUCCUGACAGUUACAGCUCGCACGUGUUGCACACGUGACCAUUACUCUCCAUUCAUGCUAAACCGGCAGAGUCUCAGGACGUUUUGAUCGCACCUUGUAACAAAGGAAUGGCCUUGUUUCUCAGUUAGCCUGCAUUUCUUGCAGGUCUAUGUGUUCUUCACUCGAUGAAGAACCACUUGUUGCACUUCUUGGCCUGAAAUCUCACCACAUCUUAGGUUCUAAAACAUGUCGACAUGAAAUGCUGCCGCUGAAUGUCUUUUGUUCUUAAUUGGUUGCAGCAAACUAAUCCAUUUGGCCUCAACUUCUGCAAAAACCACCUUCAUCUGUAUUUCACAUCAAAUCCACUUAUAGAUUUGUAUAUUUUCCUUCCUGAAAUACAAGCUGAUUUAGCUUUAUUCUCCGUAGGAGGUCACAAGGUUGGGCCAGAGGCUUGUGUUCCCAUUCAGCAUUUUAUAUUUCAUAGUGGCAAUUAUUAGCCAUUUUUAAAAUCAGGACAUUUUUAGUAUAUGCAGUUUCCAUCUUUUGUCUAGACAUAUCCUUUAAGUGUGAAAUCUAUGCACAAACACCCCCGUAAAUGAGAUAAAUGAGAUCCCUUGUGUAGUAUUUGGUUGGAAAGAAAACCUGCCGACUCUUUGAUUAGCUCUGAAGCACCAGAGGGAACACUGCAUGCUGGAGAUCUUAUCCUAAUUAUAAAGCAGAAUGAGGAUAAACAAAGGCUGGGAAUGAAACUGGGUAAACUCCACUUCACAACCCUCUCAAGCAAUAAUAGCACUCCCAUAGAUAAGCUAGAUGUUGUGCUAUGUUUAGCCAAGUGUUAGGUCCGCAGUCCCUUCAAGCAUGGCUGAAAUGGUUUCCAGGUUAAGGGCUCAACCAGAGGCGUGUUCAAUCCCAUCACUUCUUUUGUUUCCAAACAAGGUCUCAGACCAGUGAUCCAAGUAUGUGUAGUGUAACCAAAUAGAACUUAAAGAUGAGCAACCAAACCAUUGAAAUGCAUUUUAAUGCUCAUGUCACAUGUGUAAUCAAGCCCAAAAUGAUUCACACAUGCCAAAUUUUGAUUUAGAGUGAAUUUUUGUUUGAUGGAUACAUUUCGUCUGGCUGUUAAUUAUAUGAAUUGGUAACAGAGACAGAUGUUGUGUUACAGAUGUUAAUAGUUAAUUUUAGGUAUGUAAUUUUGUACAUUUUUACAUAAAAUACCAUGUCCAAAUUCAUUCAUACUCAUUGAAAUUGCUGCUAAUCUUUGAUAAAGUGUUGAUUUCUAUCGCAUUCCAAAUGGUCACAGUGAUUUCUGCUAGUUCCAGAGCGUUUUCAUGCACUGUAGACAAAGAACAGCAGAUGCAGUAGUUCUCUAGUCAGCUACUAGUCGAUUGCAAGUUGUGGCUAAAACCAAAGAGCUUAGUGAGGACCUCCAUUUCCUCACAAGACGUGGAAAGGCUAUAAAACCAUAUCCAAGUGCUAGUGACCACAGUGCAAACCAUCAUCCAAAAUUACAAGGAGUUCCACACUGUGGGAAAACCUCAAAGGGCUGGUAGGAAGCCACAAGUGACCCCUGUGCUCGCAAGAAUGGUAGAGUCCAAGAAGAAUCCAAAGAUCAGCACCAAAAGCGUCCUGCUGAAUGUGAGCAGUUCUGGUAGCAACAUCUCAGACAGCGAGUCAGGAGACUUUAAUUCUUCAAGGCUAUUCUUCAAAACAGACAUACAAAAAGUCACCUGGACAAAGAAGCAAGCUUUUGGUUGUCAAAUGAGAUAUAAAUGGAGUUGUUUGGAAAGAAAGAAGAGGCAUUGAACUCCCAAGAACACCGUCCUCUCAGUCAAACAUGAUGGGAACAUAAUGCAUUAACAGCAUCAAGAGAAGAGAGGAGGAAAACAUCAGUUAGUCUGCAUCUCUAACACGAUGCGUUACCGUAUUUUGUCUCUCGUUUUGCAUUUCCAGCCAGAAGAA